CGAUGUAUUUGUCGGUAUAGAAAGAAAGUUCUGGAAGCAGACUACGAGACGACGAAUCCGAUCCGACGCAGACACAGAGGGCGGCCUUCGUUCGCUCCCGCCUGCUCCUCUUUUUGGGUCUUUACUUCUUCCUCCUCGACCAUCUCAUCACUCCGGGGUUGCUAGCGAGAGGGAGACAUGGGGGUCGAGAGGAGCCACGGUGGUUGCAUGGCCAUCGGUUCGCUGCCGCCGCACUCCAUCUUCAGGUGCGCUCACAGCGCUUCCGCCGCUAAUGUCGGUGAUCAGACGUGUGGUUCACCAAGAUGGAUCGGGAAAGGAUUAUCUUGUGUUUGUAUGAAACGCAAAGGAACUUAUGAGCGCAUUUGCAUGAAUCUCACUCCUUUGCAGGAAAAGAGACUUCAAAGAUUGAAGCAUCGUGUGAAUGUUUAUUUUGAUGGUUCAAGAUGUGAACAUCAGGAAGCUCUCAGGGCGCUUUGGUAUGCGACAUACCCUGAUAAAGAGCUCAGUGACCUUGUAUCCGACCAGUGGAAGGAGAUGGGCUGGCAGGGGAAGGAUCCGUCCACUGACUUUAGGGGUGCCGGGUUUAUUUCAUUGGAGAAUCUUCUAUUCUUUGCGAAAACAUUCUCUAGGUUGCUAAACAAGCAGUUUGGAAAUCGAUCUACAUGGGAGUAUCCUUUUGCGGUGGCUGGUGUCAAUAUCACUUUCAUGAUAAUACAAAUGCUAGAUCUUCAAUCCUCAAAGACGAGGACAUUCGCCAGAGCGGUCUUCGUCCAAAUGCUGUCUGAGGAUGAGUGGGCUUUCGACUUGCUCUACUGUGUAGCAUUCAUGUUGAUGGACAAGCAGUGGCUAGAACGAAAUGCGUCCUACAUGGAAUUCAAUGAGGUUCUGAAGUCGACUCGAGCUGCGCUCGAGAGGGAGCUUUUGAUGGAUGAUGUACUUAGGAUAGAAGACAUGCCUUCUUAUAGCCUCCUUGGGUGACUUGUCGAAUUGUAAAUUAUGCCUAAUCGUCUUGCUCAGUUCAUGGUUUCUUCACUGUUUGUAUGAAUUUUUGUUGGAAUACAUAUAAUUUAUUGUCGGA
Molecule: messenger RNA, 1078 nt
Organism: Zingiber officinale
Lineage: Eukaryota; Viridiplantae; Streptophyta; Magnoliopsida; Zingiberales; Zingiberaceae
Product: ELMO domain-containing protein A-like
Exons: 9
Coding region: 178-978 (266 amino acids)
Source: RefSeq, a predicted model, not a curated record